This is a messenger RNA of Chinchilla lanigera (long-tailed chinchilla), 2759 nucleotides long. It is a transcript of the gene Acod1, whose product is annotated as immunoresponsive 1 homolog (mouse). NCBI's taxonomy places the organism in Eukaryota, Metazoa, Chordata, Mammalia, Rodentia, Chinchillidae. The transcript has 5 exons. Bases 582 to 2018 code for a protein of 478 amino acids. The record is from RefSeq and is a predicted model, not a curated record. Gene Ontology annotation, molecular function: lyase activity.
UUUUUGAAAUUUUACUCGAUGACACGUCUCAGUUUGGAGGAACUGCAUCUUACCUACCCAACAGCCAUGCUGCAGUUAUACCACGUUGAACACAAUAGCCCUAGAGCACUUAAGAAUCAUCGUGACGCUGGAUGUGUAGCUCAGUGGUAGAGCCCUUGCCUGGCAUGUGCAAAGCCCUUUGUUCCAUCUCCAGCACUGCAAAAAGAAGAAAAUCACCCAAGCUGCUGAAUGAAAAGAGAAUCCUUGUAGCAGGCUUCCCGACAUUCUACUUGUGAAGAUAGUCUAAUUCUGAUGGUGUAGAGUGGGGUCAUUUUCAAAAGGAAUCGUUGAUUGUUCUGAUGUUCAUGCUCCCCCAAGUGCACCUUAGAAACUGUGGGCUGAUAGUGAAAUGUCCUGAUUUUGGAGUUAAACCUAUAGGCCUUUGUGUGCAGAUCCCACCAUUUAAGAGCUAUGAAAAUUAGUAGUGUUAGUUUUCUAGGUCUUGGACUGCCCACCUGCAAACUGAGGCUCAUAUUACCCACCUUAGAGACUUGUGGGUAUAGGAUGACAGAUAUCAAAGAAUGGCAAUGCUUGGUGUCUGAAUGCACUCCACCCCAGCCAUCCCCACUUCCCAGUCUGUCACAGAAAGCUUCGCCAACAUCAUCCAUGGCUUGAAAGUAGGACACCUAACAGAUCGUGUCAUUCAGAGGAGCAAGAGGAUGAUUCUGGAUACUCUGGGUGUUGGAUUCCUUGGGACCAGCACAGAAGUGUUUCACAAAGUCAGCCAAUAUAGUAAAAUCUACAGUUCCAAUACAUCCAGCAUGGUUUGGGGUCAGCCAGACUUCAGACUCCCACCUUCCUACGCUGCUUUUGUUAAUGGAGUGGCUAUUCACUCAAUGGAUUUUGAUGACACGUGGCACCCUGCUACCCACCCAUCUGGGGCUGUCCUUCCUGCCCUCACAGCUUUACUAGAAUCCCUACCUCAGAGGGCAAAAUUUUCUGGCCUUGACCUACUACUGGCUUUCAACAUUGGUAUUGAAGUACAAGGCAGACUAAUGCACUUCUCUAAGGAAGCUAGCGACAUUCCAAAGAGAUUCCAUCCUCCCUCGGUGGUGGGAACUUUGGGUAGCGCUGCUGCUGCAUCCAAGUUAUUAGGGCUCAGCCUGACAGAGUGCCAAGAAGCCCUGGCCAUUGCUGCUUCUUUUGCUGGGGCACCGAUGGCAAACGCUGCCACUCAGACCAAGCCCCUUCAUAUAGGGAAUGCUGCCAGGCAUGGAACAGAAGCUGCUUUUCUAGCAAUGCUAGGUCUCCAAGGAAACAAGCACAUCUUGGACCUGGCAACAGGAUUUGGGGCCUUCUACACAAACUACUCCACAAAGGUCCUUCCAAGCCUGGAUUCCCACAGUUGGCUGCUAGAUGAGCAGGACGUAGCCUUCAAGCGUUUCCCUGCACAUUUGGCUACUCACUGGGUGGCAGAGGCAGCUGCAGCAGUGAGACGGCACCUUGUGCUUUCAGACGGAGCUCUGCUUCCUGCUGACCAUAUCGAGAACAUUGUGCUCAGGGUUCCAGAUGUCCAGUAUGUAAACAGACCCUUCCCGGACUCAGAGCACGAAGCCCGUCACUCCUUCCAGUAUGUGGCCUGCACUACGCUGCUUGACGGAGAUAUUGCUGUCCCAUCAUUCUUCAAAGACCAGGUCAGUAGGCCACAGGUGACGGAGUUGCUCAGGAAGACGAAGCUAGAGCAUCCUUCUGACAACCUGCCAAACUUCAACACACUGUACUGCGAGGUCAGUGUCACCCUCAAGAAUGGAGCUACAUUCACGGAGUGCUGCAAUACCUUCUAUGGUCACUGGAGGAAUCCACUGAACCAGGAAGACCUAGAGAAAAAAUUCAGGGCUAAUGCCACCAAGGUGCUGCCCCCCAACAAAAUGGAAAAUCUUAUAAAUACAGUGAAAAAGCUGGAAGAUCUAGAAGACUGUAGAGUGCUGACCACACUUUUAAAAGGAUCAGAGGAGACUUCAAAAACAUCUAGCAUGUAAUCAUCCCAUUACACAGUCUCUACCCAGGCUCAUUAGCAUCUGAACCACUUUGCCUUUGGGGAGAUUCUAUAAUCUGCUUUAUAAAGCAAGGAUUUGCUGCUUGGUCUGCUGAGAAAUAAAUGAAGAAAAGAGGAAAGAGUCCAGAAAUAGCACCAUAUAUCACCAUCUGAAAGGAGUCUCAUCCCGUAAUUUUUGUAGGACUGUUCAAAUUAUCUUAAAAAUAAUACUGAAGAAAUAAAAACUGAUUCUUAUAAACAUUCCCAAGGGUAAAGUCUAAGUCAAUUGCAAUUUAUUUAGAGUCAUCUUUUCAGAAGAAUUAUUUAUGGGCUCCAGAGGAAGAUAACCUGCGUGCUGUUUCCUGACGGUGGAGCAAGGCUCUGGUCUGAUGUGCAUAGCAGUCAUUAGAUGAGGGGUUGUCCUCCAGCACGUAAUCGUGGAAGGGGUGCUUCCAAGGGAUCACUGGGUUCAGAUUGUGCUUCUGCUACUUCCUUCAUAUGGCUGAAAUUUCUCUCUUUGAAGAGUAAAGAGAAAAGGCAGUCUGGAGAAAAGAGUAGUCUGGCACUAGAAUCCACGGUCUUCACCCUCACAGUAUAUUAUCUUUUUGUACAAAAGAGUUUCUGAGAAAAAUGUUACCAAUGAUAAGUCAGAGAUGCAGUAAAGGAUGUAAAGGGGGGAGAGGUAAAUGUAUAAUUUCUAUAUUAACUACAUAAAGUAAUAAAAAUGUCAUCUGGGAUUUUAAAA